Molecule: messenger RNA, 1778 nt
Organism: Papilio polytes (common Mormon)
Lineage: Eukaryota; Metazoa; Arthropoda; Insecta; Lepidoptera; Papilionidae
Product: RWD domain-containing protein 4
Exons: 5
Coding region: 158-712 (184 amino acids)
Molecular function (GO): protein binding
Source: RefSeq, a predicted model, not a curated record
AACUUAUCUGUCAAAUAUUCGUACAUAACCUUACAUUCGUAGUUUUCCUCGUAUCUCUAUAUAUUUUGCAUGUAAAUAUCAAAUUUAAUACCACAUUCCGAGAGAUAAAACAGGUGCUGUUAAGUAGUCGUGUCAUUUAACUUUUGGUGUAAACAAAAUGUCAGAUGAUGCAGAGCAGCAGGCAGAGGAAAUUGAAGUACUCAAGUCUAUAUACGAAGGAGAUGAGAAUUUUAAACAAGUCGAUGCCACAACUUAUCAAUACAAGUAUAUAGAAGGAGACAAAUCUUUUGUAUUGGAAAUUACAUGGGGACCAACAUAUCCAACAGAAAAACCUAAAUGCAACUUAGAAAUUUUCUAUAAUCAACAUUUAUUACCUUCAGUUAAGGAGAAAAUUCUAGCAAUAGUGGAUGGUGAGGCGGAGCAGUGGGUAGGAUGUGCUAUGACAUACACAUUGUUUGAAUGCUUAAAAGAGAAAGUUGCGGAGAUCCUGGCCGAACAGACAGAGGAGGCUGUGGUGGCCAGGGUCGAGAAGAUAGCCAUAGAUGAUCAGAGUGAAUCAAAGAAACCAGAAAAGAAGGAGCAGUUAACAAAAGCUCAGAAGCGUCGUGCGUGGGACCGGGCGGAGGCGGGGCGCGCGGGCGAGCGGCCGCGUGGAUGGGACUGGGUUGAUAUCGUCAAACACCUCUCGCAAGUGCCGCAUCACGACUCAUGACAUCAGCACAUCUACACUUGUGUUUAACUAUGAACUGAUUUAACCGAUCAGCUCACAUCUCAAACAGUUGAGCUAUCGCUCAACUAAAAUACCAGCUCAGCUCAUGGGACGUAAAUAUGGGAGUCAAUGAGCCUCAAACUGUUCAAUGCGCCUCUAUGUAGGUACUUGAGCUAAUCUUGAGUUGGUUCUAUGAUCUGCUUCAUGCACUGUGAGCUGAUCUGAAGGUAAUUUUAGUUGAGUUAACACAACUUCGUGUAAGAUGUUCUACUUAUUCAAUAAUUAUUUCCAGGAAUAUUCUACAAUCUCAACUGUCAAGUUGACAUUUGAAUUUUUGUAUAGGGUUGCCAGUUGUAAAAAUUAUGGACUGAGUAAUAAUUGUUUACUAUUGCUUACUUCUUCAUCUAUUUGAAGUAUGUGUCUGUGUUUUUGAUUUAAUUGAUAUUUCGCCCUGUACACUUUUUAUAUAAAUUAGGAAUGUUCAUUGUAAAAGGUCACAACUGUAAGCUUUUACCACUGUUAUGAAAAUCUCUGUUUCCAUAAAAUUUAUAUGUACAUUGUAAGACUUUGGUAACAACCUAACAACGUUUACUUAAAAUCUUUAUUGUAUUACUUUUCUCAAUCGAAAUGAAAUAUUUAGAAUUAACGAAAAAGUUCCCAACAAUUAUUUUUUACAUAUCAUGAAAAUUCAUAAUAAACCGAUCUCAUUUAAAUUAUUUUCAAACCCAUUUACAAAAUAAAUACUGUGAAAAAUAAAAUGUUGUCUAAGGUUAAAGUCGAAAUUAUAGAAAUGUAAACAAAUUGAAAUCAAAUGUAGGAAAAGAAACUUUUGGGUAUAAAAAUCUGAUAGAGCGAAAACAAGGUAUAUAUAGUUAAUUUUAAUGUUGGUAUCCCUGAGUCCUAUUGCUUUUUUAUCUGUAUAUCUGCCAUGCAAUGCUAUUUUGAGUGUUGCAAAAUAAUGUAUGUUUUUUACAAUAAUUGUCUAAGAAAUGAAUGGAAUUUGGUAAUCAGAUAAUGCUGUGUAUUAUUGGCAUAGUUAUAUUUGCUAAUAUAUAAAGAAUUGUUUUAA